AUGGCAGGGCGCUUCGUGACGAGUGUGUACGGUACUUUGCAGGCGGUGAGCCUCGGCUCGACCAAGCCGUCUGCAGGCACAGCAGUGACCAUCACUGGCUGUGGCUCCCUGUCCUCCAGAGGCUCCACUCCCCCUCCCCCGUCAUUUGUGGCCCGUGCCUCCUGUAAUCCUGCCUACGGCGGCAGGAUCACUCAGCGCAUGAUCUGCUCCGGCGAAGACGAGGGCGGCAAGCACUCGUGCCAGGGCGACAGCGGAGGACCCCUGGUGGAAGGAUCGACUCAGUACGGCAUCGUCUCCUGGGGAAGAGGAUGCGCUCAGGCCGGCUACCCUGGCGUCUACGCCAACGUGGCCAACCUGCGUUCCAGCAUAUCUCAAGUAAGUGCUGUCUAG
Molecule: messenger RNA, 390 nt
Organism: Schistocerca nitens (vagrant locust)
Lineage: Eukaryota; Metazoa; Arthropoda; Insecta; Orthoptera; Acrididae
Product: trypsin-3-like
Exons: 2
Coding region: 1-390 (129 amino acids)
Biological process (GO): proteolysis
Molecular function (GO): serine-type endopeptidase activity
Source: RefSeq, a predicted model, not a curated record